CCCUCGUCCCAUCCUCUCCUCCCUCCCUCCCUCCCUCCCAUGGCGGAGUCGCCCGAGAACACCACCGCGGCGCCCGCCGCUCCUCCCGCCCCCGCCCCGGCCCCGGCGCCGAAGCCGUCCCCGCCCGCCAGGUCCGGGAUCCCACCGCGGUACGACCUCGACGCCAAGUGGGACGCCUGCCUCGACCUCUCCAUCCGCCGCGUCGCCCACUCCUCCCUCGCCGGCGCCUUCGGGGGCCUCAUCCUCUUCCGUAAGCUCCCCACCGCUGCCUCCCCCUUCCCCUCGCCGCAACGCAAGAUCUGUUCGCCGCGCCUCCCAUGCGUGUCUCUUGAUCUAGGGUUGCGCGGAAAUGAUGCCCGUGCUCCAUCUCGAUCGGUGGUGGCCGCCGUGGAUACCCGCGGCUAUGGUGAGCCCCUGCGCCACCGCCCUCUCUCCUCUCCUCCCCUACUCCCUCACCCAUCUCUCUCCCCCGUAGACGAACCCCGCCGCCAGGAGGCCGCCAUGGAGGCCCGUCCCGAGAUUGCUUCGCUGCUCCUUCAGUGACCCUCGUUGCGCCUGGAUCCGAGCGGAUCCGACGAUUCCCCGACGCGCAGGCGGGCCAGCACGCGACGCUAGGCGGAGGAUCCCUCCCAUGGCGCCGGCGGCUCUGGAGAUGAGUUCUGUACUUACAUUUCUAGCUAGCUUUGAGCGAAUGUGAUGAUGAAGCCGUUGCCCUGCAGUAUUUUUAGAUUAAUUUUGUGUUGUUUUCUAUAUAUUGCAUUCUCACUACCAUGCUUAAUUAUUUACAGGGCCAUUAGAACUUGUAACUUGAGUCGUGGAAAUCCGAAUGUGGUUAUUUAUAUCAGAGUAGAUGCUACUGUGACAUGGGCAUGCACUUCACUCCAACGAAGAUGUAAUCCCCAAGGCGGGGUAAAACUUGAGUCACCUACAAAAUGAUUUUUACCAUUUGUCAGAGCAGAAGUUUUUCUAGGGUUGUGCAUGUCGAGCCUGUUUGGCUGUUUAUGAGCAGGCUACACUAUAGUCAAUCAAGCCCUUGCAAGAUAGUAAUGCAUUUUUGCAUUCUAGGGUUACAAUGGCGACUAAUAAACAAGACGACCAUGCAGAUCUGAUAGAGAAGAGACCCACCCCGGUGACCUCCUACAGCCAUGGUCGAUGGCAGCCCCGGCAAGGAGUGGCUCACGGUCACAGGAGAGAAGGAUCUCCGUACCCUACAAAGCUCGCUGGAGACGGAUCCAUAGGAGCGCAACCAGCAGCUCAAGUAGUUUUACCCGUGCAACCAUCCGGCUAAUUCGCUGGACCUGAAGAAUACCGACGAGUCAACGGACACAUGACGUCCCUGCAGGCUCUGCUGCAGGAGCUACAUCAUCCACUCGCAUACUGUACAAUGUUUACUAAGACAACAUCAACAUGGAAUAUUUGUCUGUCAACUCAGUGAAGCACCAACGGAUCAAGGACAUUGAGGUUGAUAUUUGUAUUCUACUCG
This is a messenger RNA of Triticum aestivum (bread wheat), 1483 nucleotides long. RefSeq lists its product as uncharacterized. Bases 40 to 543 code for a protein of 167 amino acids. The record is from RefSeq and is a predicted model, not a curated record. The transcript is spliced from 4 exons. Gene Ontology annotation, cellular component: MICOS complex; mitochondrion; mitochondrial inner membrane. Lineage: Eukaryota; Viridiplantae; Streptophyta; Magnoliopsida; Poales; Poaceae.